Molecule: messenger RNA, 1512 nt
Organism: Salvia miltiorrhiza (redroot sage)
Lineage: Eukaryota; Viridiplantae; Streptophyta; Magnoliopsida; Lamiales; Lamiaceae
Product: probable polygalacturonase At1g80170
Exons: 10
Coding region: 51-1358 (435 amino acids)
Biological process (GO): carbohydrate metabolic process
Molecular function (GO): polygalacturonase activity
Source: RefSeq, a predicted model, not a curated record
UUGUUUAAUUGUUGCAUAUAUGAAAAUAGGAGCAGCUUGAACUUGAUGGUAUGUCGGGAAGAUGUGGACGCAGAAACAUGGCUUCGCUCUUGAAUGCGUUUAUGUCAGAAAACAUAUAUAUAUAUCGGAUAUAUGGUGUGUUUGGAGUGUUGUUAUUCGUUUUGGCUUCGUCGUCUUCAUUAAUCCUUACCUGCUGUGGCAUCGAUGAACCUUAUUAUUUCAAUGUCAUCAACUAUGGAGCCACCGGAGAUGGUUGUACAGAUGAUUCACAAGCAUUUGCAGAGGCAUGGGAUGCAGCUUGUAGUUCCUCACUUGAAUCUGCAACAUUAUAUGUUCCGCCGGAGACCAUAUUUUUAGUGGACCCCAUCAUUUUUCACGGCCCUUGCAAUGCACCAAUCAUCAAUUUCUUGAUUUUAGGGACAAUGAUAGCACCAGAAUCACCUAGGUCUUGGGAUGAGAGAGAUGCAAGUGUAUGGUUGGCAUUUAAGGAUAUGAAUGGCCUAAAGAUUGAUGGUUAUGGUUAUGGCGUGAUUGAUGGGCAGGGCAAGUCUUGGUGGGAUCAGUCUUGUAAAUACCAUCCUCAUUUGGAAGAAUGCACAACUUUAGCUCCAACGGCGUGGAAGUUUUUGGGGUGCAACGAGAGCGGCAUUAGGAAUUUGAAGUUUAUAAAUAGUGCCCAAACACAUAUACUCCUCAAAGGAUGCAACCAUUUCAUCAUUCAAAAUCUGAUUAUUCAGUCCCCUGCAAAUACCCCCAACACAGAUGGCAUUCACAUUCAAUCAUCUCAUCAUCUCCUCAUCACAAAUUCUACAAUCGCCUGCGGUGAUGAUUGUAUCUCAAUUGGUGACUACGUUUCUGAUAUGGAAAUAAGCAAUAUUGAAUGUGGACCUGGUCAUGGAAUCAGCAUUGGAAGUUUAGGAAAAGGAGGGAACUAUGUGCAAGUAGAGAACAUUCAUAUAACCAAUGCCAUCUUCAAUGGCACCUCAAAUGGAGCUCGGAUCAAAACAUGGCAGGUGGGAAGAGGAUAUCUUCGGCGCGUGACAUUUGAAAAACUGGUAUUCCAAGGCGUGAAGAAUCCCAUAAUCAUCGACCAAAAUUACUGCAACGUCAGGGGUGGAUGCGAAGAGCAGGAAACAGGAGUUGAAAUAAGCGACGUGGUUUAUCGACAAGUAGAAGGGACAUCAGCUUCGAGGAUUGGCAUUAAUCUUAAGUGUAGUAAGUCGGUACCAUGUUAUGCAAUAUGGAUGGAAUCAAUACACUUAACAUCGACUAUAACUGGAAACCAACUUAUCGCAAGCUGUAGUAACGCUUUUGGUCUAGAACAACACACACUUCCUGGACCAUGUCUACAACCAUGAAAAUCAGAUACUCUUUAAAGGAUUAUUCUUUGCAAACUUUGUAUCCUAAAUACUGCUAAAUUUGCCGAUGCUAACUAUAUUUGAUGAUGGAAUUUUAGUGUAAGUGAGGUUGUGCCUAAAUUUGACUUUUAUAUAUGCAAUAUCAAUACUUCUC